AUGGAGAAUUUCUUAGAUGAGUACCCGGGACUCUUCUACAUGGAUGUCGUGUGGAUCGGUUUGGUGUCUGUAGCCGGUGUCAUUGGUAACUUGCUGUCACUAAGUGCCGUGGCCACAACUGCGUCCCUUCGCACAUCAACCCAGCUUCACAUCACCAUCUUGGCGGGGGUAGAUCUCUUCAUCACGGGGGUGCUUGCUCCCUGCCGCAUCGCUACGGAGUACUACUCCGGCCGGUGGCCCCGUACACAGCCCUGGUGUCACUUCCUUGCUUACGCCAUACCCAUCUCCGUGGUUUUCUCGUUGCAGCAACUGGUUCUGAUUGCACAAAACCGGUUCUUGCGAGUGACGAAAUCUGAUUCAGUUUACAGAAAAUUUACCAGCAAACAAGUCGUCAUUGGGCAGCGCGUUAUAGCCACGUCUGUUGCCUGCCUGCUAAUUCUACUGCCCCUCUACACUGAUUUCGGAUCCGUGGGUUACAACCUGAAAGUCCACUUCUGCUUCUUCACUGGACACAACCAACAGGUUUUUACCGGGUUUUCGAUGUUCUUGGCCUUGGUUGUAAUACCGUUUUUCUACGGCGUGACCUUUCACCACGUUCGUGUCCAUCAGAGAAGGGUAGCUGUCUGGUCCGGGAUGAAUAAGGAAUUAAGAAGCAGGCAAGUGGAUACCGACUGCGGAAGGCCUGAUGGUUCCGUUACAGAACUACCCAGCCAAACUUGCCUUCCGCCGACACCGGGCGAGCAAAGUACUGGCACGGAAAAGGCAAACACAAAUAACAAGUCUAUCAACCACUCCCCACAAGACGACAACAAAUUAAACUGCAAAAGACAGACUGUGAGUGUGAUAUCAGGCCAAACCAUCGGAUGCAGUGCCGUCAACAUGUCGUUACCGACCGCCGGUACAUCCGAAGCACAGGGGAACCGGCCGGCGUCGGUUCCUUCGAACGCAAGGCGCAGGCGUACCACCAAGAGCGGACCGACGAAACACGGUGUGAAAAUCACCAGGAACCUUUUCCUGAUAUUCUUUGCUUAUAUUUGCUGCUGGAUGCCAUGGUGGAUCCUGAGCCUAACAGAACUCUAUUCGAUGGACAUACCAAUCCCACUGUAUCAUGUGAUUAAUAACAUGUUGUGGACCAACAGCUGUAUCAACCCUUACUUGUACGCCUCCAUGAGCCGGAAUUACAGGAACGCCAUCAAGAGAUGUUUGAAGUUCAAAUGUCUGUUCAGACGAUGA
Molecule: messenger RNA, 1233 nt
Organism: Patiria miniata (bat star)
Lineage: Eukaryota; Metazoa; Echinodermata; Asteroidea; Valvatida; Asterinidae
Product: G-protein coupled receptor 84-like
Exons: 1
Coding region: 1-1233 (410 amino acids)
Biological process (GO): G protein-coupled receptor signaling pathway
Cellular component (GO): membrane
Molecular function (GO): G protein-coupled receptor activity
Source: RefSeq, a predicted model, not a curated record